AUGUCUGCACCGAUGCCACCAGGAUGGGAAGCUCGUCAAGCUCCUGACGGCCGAUGGUACUACAUUGACCACAACAACCGUACCACUUCUUGGGAAGAUCCUCGUACCAAGUAUAAUCAGCAACCACCACCUCCUCCUGCUUAUGGUCAACCUCCUCAACAACAAGGCUAUCCACCUCAACAAGGCUACCCACCACAACAACCUGGUGGCUAUCCACCACAACAGCAGCAAGGUUAUCCUCCACAGCAACAAGGUUAUCCUCCUCAGCAACGAGGCUAUCCCCCUCCUCCUCAGCAACAAGGUUACCCACCCCAAGGCUAUCCUCCUCCUCAACAACAAGGUUAUCCACCUCAACAAGGCUAUCCACCACAACAACCUGGUGGCUAUCCACAACAAGGCGGUUAUCCACCCCCUCCUCCACAAGGUUCUUAUCCUGGUGGUCAACAACAACAACAACAAAAGAAACAAGGUGGCAUGUCCACUGGCAUGAAGGUAGCUGCAGGUGCUGCUGUUGCUGGUUUAGCCGGUUAUGGUAUUGCCGAAUUUGUUGAGCAUGAACAUGAACAAAGUGAACGUCUUGAUGAUCUUGAGCGUGAAAAUCAAGCGUUGCAACGACAACAGGAUGAGAUGGAACGUGAACAACAACAACAAGAGUAUUAUCAACAGCCACCCCCACCACCUCCACCUGCCGAGUCUUAUCCACCUGCAGGUGAAGACUAUGGUGCUCCACCACCCCCACCACCAAGUGAAUACCCUCCUCCUCCCGAAGAACAGGGACCCACUACCACGAUUAUCAAUGAAGAUGGUGGUUGGUUUGGUGAUGAUAAGCAAACCAUUAUCACACAAAACCCCGAUGGUGAAACGACCGUUGUUGAACGUGAAGAGGGCUGGUUUGGUGACGAUGUCACUGUCACCCAAACCGAUGAAUAUGGCAACACCACAGUGGAGGAAGAAGACUCGGGUUGGUUCUAA
Messenger RNA from Lichtheimia ornata, 972 nucleotides. RefSeq lists its product as uncharacterized. The coding region runs from base 1 to 972 and encodes 323 amino acids. The transcript is spliced from 6 exons. The record is from RefSeq and is a predicted model, not a curated record. Gene Ontology annotation, molecular function: protein binding. Lineage: Eukaryota; Fungi; Mucoromycota; Mucoromycetes; Mucorales; Lichtheimiaceae.